AUGCGCGCGCUCCUCGAGUCCGCGAAGGCGCACGAGGCCGCGUGGCCCUUCCUCGAGCCCGUGGACACCGUCGAGGUCGACGACUACCUCGACAAAAUCGCGGACCCCACCGACCUCCGGACCAUGGAGACGAAGCUCGACGACGGCACCUACGAGCACUUCCGCGAGCUCAAGGCCGACCUCAUGCGCAUGUUCGACAACUGCCGCGCCUACAACGGCACGGGCAUCUUCGUCAAGACCGCCGAGGCCCUCGAGAAGCACGUCCGCCACGAGAUCAUCCGCCUCGACCAGGCGCGCGACGCGCGCGGCGCGCCGAGGAUCGAGCCCUAA
Molecule: messenger RNA, 330 nt
Organism: Aureococcus anophagefferens
Lineage: Eukaryota; Pelagophyceae; Pelagomonadales; Pelagomonadaceae
Exons: 1
Coding region: 1-330 (109 amino acids)
Biological process (GO): positive regulation of transcription by RNA polymerase II; chromatin remodeling
Cellular component (GO): histone acetyltransferase complex
Molecular function (GO): protein binding; histone H3 acetyltransferase activity
Source: RefSeq, a predicted model, not a curated record